Molecule: messenger RNA, 1075 nt
Organism: Magnolia sinica
Lineage: Eukaryota; Viridiplantae; Streptophyta; Magnoliopsida; Magnoliales; Magnoliaceae
Product: probable phospholipid hydroperoxide glutathione peroxidase
Exons: 6
Coding region: 32-766 (244 amino acids)
Biological process (GO): response to oxidative stress
Molecular function (GO): glutathione peroxidase activity
Source: RefSeq, a predicted model, not a curated record
UACUCCCAAAAGCAUCCCAAGAACUCCUUCCAUGGAAGCAGUUUCCAACCUUCUCUACAAAACGUCUCCUUUCCAUGGCCUCACACAGGCCAGGGUCCAUCCUCUAAGGAUUUCUUCUACCCCACCCAUGGCUUUUCUCGACUUCUCAUGCAAAUUCCCAUCUGGGUUUUCAAAAUCACACCUUGCAGACCUCAGAUCGUCUCUCAGUUCCUCCCAAUUUGGUGGGUUUCUCUCAAGACAGAGGACCCAGUUCGUCGUUUACGCAACUGCUGCGACCGAGAAGAGCGUCCAUGAUUUCAGCGUCAAGGAUAUUGACGGGAAGGAUGUUUCUCUUAGCAAAUUCAAGGGGAAAGUUCUCUUGAUUGUCAAUGUAGCUUCAAAAUGCGGCUUGACAACAUCGAAUUACUCUGAACUCUCACAUAUUUAUGAGAAGUACAAAACACAAGGAUUUGAGAUUUUGGCUUUCCCUUGUAACCAAUUUGGUGGACAGGAGCCUGGAUCAAAUCCGGAGAUAAAGCAGUUUGCUUGUACAAGGUUUAAAGCUGAAUUCCCUAUUUUUGAUAAGGUUGACGUUAAUGGGCCAAAUACAGCUCCAGUUUAUCAGUUCUUGAAGUCAAGUGCUGGGGGAUUCCUAGGUGAUCUGGUUAAAUGGAAUUUUGAGAAGUUCUUGGUGGACAAAAACGGAAAGGUCGUUGAGAGAUACCAACCAACAACAUCCCCUUUCCAGAUCGAGAAGGACAUCCAAAAGCUCCUAGCAGCUGCAUGACUCUUGUUGCAGUAAAAGCAUGAAGAGAGAGGGCUCAACAGAAGUCUACACAAACAUCUGUUAGGAUUUUGCUCACAACAUACUCUACUUUUGUAUUUCUAAGGUUCCCUUCAAAUGGGUUUGUAAUAUCUACCUCAAUAGUUUCUUGUAUGACUUGUGUUUGGAUUUCAAUAAAACAUAUCUGCAGAAAAGAAAGAAAAAGAAAGUGUAGUGUGUCAGUGUGUGUGAGUGAUCCAGGGUUCAAUUCCUGGUAGCGUUACCUUUCAAGAAAAAUAAAUAAAUAUAGUGAGCGUGAAAUCAGUUUCAUUA